Messenger RNA from Serpula lacrymans var. lacrymans S7.9, 1156 nucleotides. RefSeq lists its product as uncharacterized. Bases 53 to 967 code for a protein of 304 amino acids. NCBI's taxonomy places the organism in Eukaryota, Fungi, Basidiomycota, Agaricomycetes, Boletales, Serpulaceae. The transcript is spliced from 3 exons. The record is from RefSeq and is a predicted model, not a curated record.
ACCUCAGCUCUGAACCAUCGAAUACCCCUACAGAAUCCCUUACUCAAGCAAUAUGGCUGAAGUGACUCAAGACAUUAAACUUCCUCCUCCUGCCUCUGACCAGGCUUUUAUGAACGUUUCUGCCCUUGAGGGUGGCAUUCUCGCGAUACCCUCGGAAUAUGUUGUCACUGGAGUCCCACCGUCAGAAGUCAUCAGUUGUCCUUCGCUCUGUUUCUUUCUUCGCCACUCCAAAACUGGGGCUCACCUAGUUUUUGAUCUGGGAAUACGUCGCGACGUGGAAAGCUAUCCACCCUCUAUUCAAGCAAGGAUUAAGAAGUUCAAUCCUGUAAAUGUCGAUGAAACAGUUCCGGACUCGCUGGGCAAGGGAGGGUUCCUGCCCGGACAAGUGGAGACGGUUGUGUUAAGUCAUCUUCAUUGGGACCAUAUAGGCGACUCUGCGCCUUUCACAAACGCAACUUUCGUAGUUGGAGGAGCGUGCCGCAGCAUCAUAGAUUCUGGACAUCUGUCUGAUCCUACUUCUCUGAUCGUACAAAAUGCCAUACCAUUGGAUCGCACUCGGUUCUUGUCCUUAUCAGACUUUGCUACUUCCAUCGGACCUUUCCCUCGUACUUUCGACUAUUUUGGAGAUGGUAGUAUGUAUAUCGUGGAUGCACCAGGCCACCUGGCUGGACAUGUUAACAUCUUCGCGCGCACCUCUGCUGAUGGAGCAUGGAUAUUCUUAGCCGGUGAUUCAGCUCACGAUUUCAGGCUGGUGACGGGUGAGAAGGAGAUUGCGGUUAGGUUAGAUGCAGCCGGUCAUAUUCAGUGCUCCCACGCAAACAAGGAAGAUGCUGCCGAAACCAUUCGUCGCAUUGGGUCUCUCUUGAAUGUCCCCAGGGUGCAAAUUCUCAUAGCCCAUGACAGUUCGUGGUACAAUGAAAAUAAAGGCGGCCCCGCGUUUUUCCCUGGAACCAUUCCACCCCUGUGAUACCCCUCGCCGUAUUGCGAUAUGUAUUCCGGUUUGAAGAAUAAUGGAUUAACAAUGGGUGGCUGAUCACUGGAACUUUUUCCAGGAAGGAGUUAAAAGUUUAUGCCAGGUCUAUGCCUGACGUUUCCAUUAAAGCUUAAGCGCUCUUGUAUUUGUAGUCUUUUCUGUACAUGAAACAUAUGUCUGCAG